This is a messenger RNA of Sparassis crispa, 669 nucleotides long. Its product is annotated as Mitochondrial peroxiredoxin PRX1. The coding region runs from base 1 to 669 and encodes 222 amino acids. Gene Ontology annotation, cellular component: mitochondrion; cytosol. Gene Ontology annotation, biological process: cell redox homeostasis; cellular oxidant detoxification. The transcript has 8 exons. NCBI's taxonomy places the organism in Eukaryota, Fungi, Basidiomycota, Agaricomycetes, Polyporales, Sparassidaceae. Gene Ontology annotation, molecular function: peroxiredoxin activity. The record is from RefSeq and is a predicted model, not a curated record.
AUGCCUAGCCUUCGUCUGGGAAAUACUGCCCCCGAUUUCGAAGCUGAAACCACCCAGGGUCAUAUCAAGUUCCAUGAGUGGAUUGGCGACUCAUGGGCUAUCUUGUUCUCACACCCCGGUGAUUUCACUCCUGUCUGCACGACGGAGUUGGGUGAGGUUGCGCGGAGGAUCCCUGACUUCAGACAGCGCAAUGUGAAGGUCAUUGGGAUCUCUGCCAACGGUCUCGAGGAGCAUGAGAAGUGGGUACAGGAUAUCAACGAAUAUGGCUCAAAGUUCGCCCCUACCAACGUUGAUUUCCCCAUCAUCGCCGACCCUGAGAGGAAGAUCUCCACCUUGUACGACAUGCUGGAUGAGCAGGAUGCCACCAACCGCGAUGCGAAGGGUCUCCCGUUUACCAUCCGUACGGUCUUCGUUAUCGACCCGAAGAAAGUCAUCCGCUUGACGCUUGCAUACCCCGCUUCCACUGGCCGUAACUUCGACGAGAUUCUCCGGGUGGUCGAUUCUCUGCAGAUUGGCGACAAGUACAGGGUGACGACCCCUGUCAACUGGAACAAGGGCGACGAUGUCAUUGUGCACCCAUCAGUGACCAACGAGGAGGCCAAGACUCUGUUCCCCGAUUUCGUCAUCCACAAGCCCUACCUGCGGACGACCCCACUCAGAGUCGAGUAG